Colletotrichum spaethianum is the source of this 495-nucleotide messenger RNA. RefSeq names its product tRNA (guanine-N(7)-)-methyltransferase. The coding region runs from base 1 to 495 and encodes 164 amino acids. Gene Ontology annotation, molecular function: tRNA (cytidine-N5)-methyltransferase activity; tRNA binding. The record is from RefSeq and is a predicted model, not a curated record. Gene Ontology annotation, cellular component: nucleus; cytoplasm. Gene Ontology annotation, biological process: tRNA methylation. NCBI's taxonomy places the organism in Eukaryota, Fungi, Ascomycota, Sordariomycetes, Glomerellales, Glomerellaceae. The transcript is spliced from 3 exons.
AUGGGUCGCAAAUUCAGAGGUGGAAAGAAGGGCAAGGGUCGCGGCGGCGGCAACGCGACGGGCGGUGAUCGCGGUCGCCAGCCUCGCAGCGAGUCGUGGCAGUCCUACCCUGCCGUUAAGAAGGAGAACGAGAGGCUUCAGCGCUACUACAACACCAUCAUUGGCCUCUCUGAGGAGGAACAGGGCCCUUUCUGGGAUGCGCUUCGCAGAGACCUCCCUAACAGCUUCCGCUUCUGCGGCUCCAAAGGCCACGCCUUGGCCGUCAAGAAACUCCUGCAGACCCGAUACAUGCCCGAGAUCGAAAAGAUCGAACACGCCGAUGGACGCACCGUCGAGCCCCCCAAGCCUCUGUCCUGGUACCCCAACGAGCUUGCCUGGUGGAUGACCACCCCGAAGAACAUCAUCCGCAAAUACCCCCCUUCGCCGCUUUCCAGAAGUUCCUCGUUUCCGAGACGACCGUCGGAAACAUCAGCAGACAGGAAGUUGUCAGCAUGA